Messenger RNA from Olea europaea var. sylvestris, 1566 nucleotides. RefSeq names its product pre-mRNA-processing protein 40A-like. Gene Ontology annotation, biological process: mRNA cis splicing, via spliceosome. Gene Ontology annotation, cellular component: U2-type prespliceosome; U1 snRNP. The record is from RefSeq and is a predicted model, not a curated record. The coding region runs from base 13 to 1287 and encodes 424 amino acids. NCBI's taxonomy places the organism in Eukaryota, Viridiplantae, Streptophyta, Magnoliopsida, Lamiales, Oleaceae. Gene Ontology annotation, molecular function: RNA binding. The transcript has 13 exons.
CUUAAAGACUUUAUGGAGGAACUUGGGAAAAAGGAGCGGGCUAAGGCUUUGGAGGAGCACAAACACCAUAGAGUUGAAUAUAUAGAAUUUUUGAAAUCGUGCGACUUUAUCAAGGCAAGCAGCCAGUGGCGAAAAGUUCAAGAUCGCUUAGAAGCUGAUGAAAGAUGCUCUCGCCUUGAAAAAAUUGAACGCUUGGAAAUUUUUCAAGAAUACAUACGUGAUUUAGAGAAAGAAGAGGAGGAACAAAGAAAAUUACGAAUGGAGGAAAUGAGGAAGGCAGAGCGAAAAAAUCGUGAUGAAUUCCGGAAGCUGAUGCAUGAGCAUGUUGCUAAUGGCAUACUCUCCGCCAAAACUCAUUGGCGUGACUAUUGCAUAAAGGUUAAAGAUUCACCUGCAUAUCUGGAGGUCUCUUCAAAUACCUCUGGCUCUACAGCUAAAGAUCUAUUCGAAGAUGUCAUAGAGGACCUUGGAAAGCAGUACGAUGAUGAUAAGUUGCAGAUAAAAGAUGAAAUAAAGAUGAAAAAGAUUUCCUUGUCAUCCACCUCGACUCUUGAAGACUUCAAGGCUGCAAUUCUUGAGGACAUUAGCUCGCCAGGAAUAUCAGAUAUUAACUUACGGCUUAUAUUUGAUGAAUUACUAGAAAGAGCCAAGGAGAAAGAGGAAAAAGAAGCUAAAAAGCGUAAACGUCUAGCAGACGAUUUAUAUGAUUUUUUAUAUUCUUCAAAGGAAAUUACUGCAUCUUCAAGAUGGGAGGAUUGCAAAUCACUCGUUGAAGAUAGGUUCACAGGUGAUGAAGGCUUUUUCCAGGAAAUCUUUGAUGAAGUGAUAGCAGAACUGAAAGAGAAGUCAAAAGAGAAGGAGCGGAAGCGGAAGGAGGAAAAGGCCAAAAAGGAAAAAGAGAGAAAGGACAAGGAGAAGCGGAAGGAAAGGGAGAAGAAAAGUAGAGAGAAAGGAGUUGAUAACAGAAAGGUGAGAGAUAGAGUUAAGAAAGAUGGAACAGAAAGUGAUGAAAGUGAGUCUUACAGUUUGGAAGAGCGUAGAAGGUCAGGAAGAGACAAAGAUAAGAAACAUGGGAAGCGGCAUAGGGAUUCUUUUGAUGACAAUGAGAAAGACUGGUUUAAUCCCCACAGACGUAGUGUCGAGCACAAAAAAUCAAAGCAGACUUCAGACACAGAUUCCGAGAGCCAACACAAAAGACACAGGAGGGAUCGGAAACAUUCUUAUAGGAGUAGUGAUGCCGAGGAGCACAAGGAGAUGGAGCUUGGUGAGGAUGGAGAAGUUCGGUAAAUGUUUUUGUGCUAGUACCUCCAUAUGCUUCCUUGCACCAUGUGAGUCUCUUCGCCUGUUGAUAUACUUGGAUUAUGGUGGCAACAAAUUUUGCUUUGUUCCAAAUUCUGUCUUGUAACUGGUAGAGCACAAAUUUAAUUAUCUGGAUAAUGGUAAUAACUUGUUAAUUAAACCUGUUUAGUCAUGUUUGGUAUCUGAGGUUUUGUAACAUUAAACUCAUUUAACGUUUUAUAUUCGAUAACUGUAUCAAUUUUAUGAAAGUUUACAUUACAUAGUUCA